Molecule: messenger RNA, 3194 nt
Organism: Onychostoma macrolepis
Lineage: Eukaryota; Metazoa; Chordata; Actinopteri; Cypriniformes; Cyprinidae
Gene: ncoa4
Product: nuclear receptor coactivator 4
Exons: 10
Coding region: 159-1901 (580 amino acids)
Biological process (GO): intracellular iron ion homeostasis; response to hormone
Molecular function (GO): transcription coactivator activity
Source: RefSeq, a predicted model, not a curated record
AUCGCGAGAUCAAGGUCUGAUUCGCCAAAUCUCAUUUGACAUUAGCCUCGUUGGUAGCGUAGCGCAAGAAGGAACGCGGCACUGCUUUCUCGCAGAAGCUUAUUGUAUUAAUAUCACCUUCGUUUCUGUACAAGGUUACCAGCUAACGUUAGUCCAGCAUGUCACCCGUGGGGCAGAAAGAGAAGGCUGCCCUCAGGCAGUGCAUACAGGCCCGGGCCCAGCUGGAGGAUGCUGUCGCUGGGAUCGUCAAAGCUGAAGUUCAGCUUAGGAGCAACUCUAGAGAGGUGAAGUCUCAGUUGCACAGCUGUAUCAGUAGACAUCUGGAGAUCCUUCGCUCUCGUGAGGUGUGGCUGCUGGAGCAGAUUGAUCUGGUGGAGCAGCUCAAAGGAGAAACUUUACAUCAGCAGCAACAGCAGCUGCAUUUGCUCAAAGGCCAGUUUGACAUCCUCAUUCAUCAGCUGGAAUAUUCCAGUAGUAACAAUCUCGCCACCCAGCUCACCAACUGCCUGGAAAAGCUCUCUUCUCUCAAUAUGACUCCUGACGAAAGCCCAGAGAUGAGUUUCCAAGCAGAUGCACGCAGCUUGCGCCAGGCUAUCACAUCCUUUGGGACCAUUUCUACCCAGCACAUGGAGAUCUCAAACGCUCCUGAGAGACCAUGGCUUCUCCAGGACUGCCCAGUUUCUUGCAAGAAACAGAAAUUAGAUCCUGAAUGGGCCACACCUCUGGCUGAGUGGCUUCUAGGAAACCAUUCAGUAAGCAGCACUCCUGUAGGACACCACCUCAGCACAAACCCCCAGGACUGGCUGCUUGAUUCCAAGGAAUCUCAGGAAGAGCAACAGUUACCAGCCUUUGACUUCCUAAAAGCUUGGGGCCAGCUUCAAGACCUAGAGUCGUGGCUUGUGAAGGAGAAAUUGCCUGUUCGUGAGAGAACCUGUAGCGGAAGCUCAACCUUCUCGAUUGAGAUGAUCGAGGAAAGUGACCUAAAUGUGGAUGAGCUGGAAGUGGAAGACCAGCAGGACAAAUGGGAUGACGCUGUUGAGGAAGAAGAACUCAGCAAGUGGCUCUUCAGCCCAAGCCCGGUCAACCAAGAUAAAACCAGCCCGGUGUCAGAUGCUGACCGCUUCAAGCAGAUCAUCAAACCCUUUUAUGAGAGCUUCUCCCCCAGCGAUUGGCUGCCUAAAUCCGACUGCAGCUCUUGCUGUGCCACACGCACCACUGCUGUGGAAAUCGAGAACCUCGGAAAGCUCAAGUGCCUGAAGACUCCACCCUCAUCCGCUGCCAGCACUCCAGUCACCAGUCCAGAUCCCUUGGAGAUGUGGCUUCACAAGACCAUCCCUAUCGAGACCACCUGCAAAGCCAACGAGACCUGUGCCAGCUACGCUCAAUGUGUCUGUGACGACAACUGUGGAAAAGAUGCCCUCAGUGCUUGGCUCGUCAAGAAAGAGGGUCGAGAUAAGAAUGGCAUUCCUGUCAAUAAGAACGCCACAAACAAAGCCUCCAGCCACCAGCAGGAGCAGCAGCAGAAGGUUCAAGCCAUCCUAGAGGCGUGGCUGCACCCGAGCAACAGUGCCAAGUCCCCUGCCCUGUCGUCCCUCUCUGCCUGGGUGACCCCGUACGCAAAAACCUCAGACUCUGAGAGCUCUGUCCCGGAGUCUUUGCAGAACUGGCUUUUGCCAGCGAUGACGCACAUAAGCACAACCACUGAGACGUCAAACGAGCCAAAGACAGAGAACACUAAAGAGCAAGACAGCAAAGACUUCGAGGAGGACAAAUGGCUUCUACGCAAACGGGUCAGUGCGCAGGAAAGGCUAGUCCUACCUGCAGUAUGUGACCUAUUUUCCUGUAUGAAGCUCAGUGGGGACAAAGAGAAGUGGCUACAUCAAACAUCUACACAGAUAUGAAUGCAACAUCCACUGGCUUUUUGACUCUAGCGCCAUUUAAUCGCUGAUUAUUGCACAAUAUUUUUCUUCAGUGCUCUUUAGGGAUUAGUUCUCUCCAUAAUCUUCUUGAUUGAAAGGGUGAUUUUGGACUAAAGGUCCUGUCCAGGAGGUAACCAUCACUUGAGGAAAUGUUAAUGCAGGGGAAUUACUGUCUUUUUGCCAUUUUAUUGGCUUAACGCAGUUAAAUUCCAGUAAUGUGGUGGAGGCCAAUGUGUUUAUAUUAGAAUUCAGUAAUGUGAUUUAGACAUCACAAUGAAAUGGACCAGAUUGGUGCAUACAAAACAAAUACAUUUUUUUUUUCUUUUUCUUUUCCCUAUGAAGGCAUAGUGGGAGGAGGAGGAGGGGGUUGGGAUGAAUGAAAUAAAAACAUGAAUCUAUAUUACUUUUAAUCACGCACAGUUACAGCAUUUUUUUAUUCAUCUUCCAAAACUUAGUCCUGCACAUAUGGAGGAAAGCAUGCUCUAAAGCAGAGAAUGAUUUCCUCCAUCAGUUCUGUGAAAUAUAUAUUUAUAUAGAAGUUUACUAUUUUCUCAAGUAUUGAAUAAGCUUCCUUUGCCUUUUAUUUUACUUUAUUUCACUUUAUUUCAAUGAUUAUAUUAUAAACUUUAGUGGCAUAUAAAACGCCAGCUAAACAUAGCAUAACUUCUUUUAUUGGAACCUCAAGAAAUCUGAUAACUCGUGCCUGACAUCGAAUGUGUAGCAAUGCUUGCUAUCAGUCCACCUUCUGUAUGAGUGGAAAUCAAUCCACCAAAGUUCACCAUUUCUGCUGUGUCAUGGGCUACAGCAGCUGAUGUUUGUUGUGUGGUUUUUGUGUUAGGCUCAGACUCGUGGUAAAUGUUUAGCAUAGAAUCACUAGUUCUUUUUCAAUUGAAUUACUCCUGUAGUAACCACUGGUACUGCUUGAUGCCUCUGCUGUUAACCACCCUGUCAACAUACAAGACGUGAUUUAUGCAGUGCACUCGCAGAGCAAAGGCUACAAGUGACACUGCUUCAAAAAUUAAACUGCUUCAAGACAGAAAAUGAAAUUUCGUCAUAAUGUCAUCUCAUGUACCAAUCUUUAACUUCAUAACGGACCAAGGACUUGGUAGAUAAACAUUAACAGUGCAGAAAUCUUUGUCAUGUUUGUCAGCAUGUGCCAGUGUUGGACUGCAGUAUUGCACACAUACACACAUGUAGGUUAAUUACAAAAAUUGCUUGUAUGAUCUUUAAUGCUUUGAUUCUUGUCGACUGAAUAAAUAUAAGCAUAUAAACGUG